CAUUGAAAGCACCAGAUGUUCAAGUUCAAAACUGAAAGUCGAAAACGAGAAGAAGAGGCCCUGGAAAGUUAAUGGCGUUUCAGAGGACCGUUUACUAACAGAACCCCGGCAGCAGCUAAAUGUCAGCAACCGGGUAUUCAAACCGCUAGUUGCGAAAAUGUUUGAGCUAGGCUGAAAGAUGCCAUCCACGGGUCAGAGUAAUCCGAGUCUGUGGACGCCGCUCCCUCAGAGUAGCCUGUGUCCGUGUGCCCGCUACAAACAUGCCUGCUGCAGCUCCAAUGGGAACGUCUACGUCCUGGGAGGAAGGGACAGCAGCUGCCUGGGAGACUUCUGGAAGUACAGUGUUGUGUUGGACGAAUGGACCAAGCUGAACUGCACAGGUGAUGCUGCACCAGAGGAGUUGGAGCAGCAUUCUAUGGUGACUCAUAAGGGUUUCCUGUAUGUGUUUGGAGGCAUGUGGGAUUCUGCUUACACCGGGGGGAGAUGCCCCCUCUGGGUGUUUGACAUCGCGAAUCAGAAGUGGGUGCCCUGUCAGGGAAAGACCAGUUCCCCUCAGACCCAAAGGCCGAGCAACCGGAAAGGACACAGCGCCGUGGUGCUGGGAUCUGCCAUGCUCGUCUACGGAGGUUUCAUGGACAUUAAAGGAUCCUUGCAGGAGUUUUGGAGUUUAGAUUUCAAUACCAUGGCUUGGUCUCCUCUGAGCGGUUCUGAGCGGGGAUCAUCAGUUCCUGGACCCAGACACAACCACUCCGCCGUGGCCUACCAGAACUGCAUGUUCCUGUUUGGAGGGCUGAAAGGUCUGCGGGAGCAAAAGGACUUCUGGAAGUGGAAUUCCACCAACCAUACGUGGACCUGCCUCAAGCUGGGCCCUCCUCGGCUCAUAGGCCACGCUGCUGUGACCUACAGGGACAGUAUGCUCCUUUUUGGGGGCGGUGAGAGCCAGAACUCUCCAAACAACAGCCUAUGGAGGUACAGCUUCUCCUCUCAGAGCUGGAGCCAGGUGGCGUCACUCCCAGGCUCCGACGCUCCAGACAGGAUUCACCACUGCUGCGUUGGACUCGGUCGCAGCUACGAGCCCGACGCCAGCAGCUUCAGCUCGGAUGCUAAACCCAAGCAUUUUAAAAACAAGUGCUUCCCUGCUUCCCACUCAGACAUAGAAAUGAAGACAUUCAGCAAAAGUCUGUCUUCUUCAGAGCUGGACACCCGCAGUGAGCCCGGGAACGAUCCUCAGCUGAUGGAGAAAUCUUUGAUGUUUGAGAAGAAAGCUUUCAGGAAGCAGUGGAGCUGCUCUGAAGAGCUGCUGCUCAACCAGGGAGACGGUGACAUCUUAAAGAAUCUGCCUGACACGCUGCUGGUGCUGGGAGGAAGACCUUACAGCAGACAGAGUCCCAUCUCCAUCUGGAGUAUGACCCUGACUGACUCCUAACCAGGAGACAUGAAACGUUUUCUUAAAAGAACCAGUGUUAAAACCUCCCCUCUGUUCACAACUGUUACUUGUACAUAAGUGAGUAUAUAAAAGUGUUUUAUAUCAUC
Molecule: messenger RNA, 1533 nt
Organism: Girardinichthys multiradiatus
Lineage: Eukaryota; Metazoa; Chordata; Actinopteri; Cyprinodontiformes; Goodeidae
Gene: klhdc3l
Product: leucine-zipper-like transcriptional regulator 1 homolog
Exons: 9
Coding region: 179-1426 (415 amino acids)
Cellular component (GO): Golgi apparatus
Molecular function (GO): protein binding
Source: RefSeq, a predicted model, not a curated record